UCUAACGCCGAGUUUUUCGGCGGAGCCGCCCACAGUAUUGUUUGGACAGCCCCGCGGGGAUCCCCUCGAAGACUCAAAGCGCGGGUACCACGGUGGUAAUGUAGGGAAUUGGGCUGCGCAGCUUCUCCUCCAGAGAGCCGCCAGUAACUGCUCCUUAGGCCAUCCAACAGUGGCAAAGCCGUCCCCCCUUUGGGAUCGUUUCAGCAACCCACAAACCGGUCCUGUGGCAGCCGUCUCCCUCCGCCUUCGGUCCCUUGGUACAAAUAUGUCAACAGAAGGGGAGCCAAGUGCUCUUAUCAGAGUCAUUCAGCUUUUUAUCCUCUCCACCACAUGGGGAAUGCAGAUAUGGGUGACUUUUAUUGCAGGAUUUGUUCUUUUCCGGAGUGUGAGCAGGCACACCUUUGGUCUGGUUCAAAGCAAAUUGUUUCCCUUCUAUUUCUAUACCCUGCUGGGCUGCACUUUCCUGAAUCUUGCCAUCUUUGCUUCAUACCAUCCAUGGGAACUUCUUAAUACUAUGGAAACUGUCCAAAUUAUUUUUUUUUUCACUGGACUUCUCUUGGCUGCUGCCAAUGCCUUCUGGUUCUCUCAAGUCACUACCAAGACCAUGUUCAAGAUGCAGGAGAUUGAAAGGGAGCAUGGACUUGGGAACGAAAUGGGAUUUUCAGGCCAGCGGGAGGCUUAUCAGCUUUUGAAGGAGAAGGAUGCCAAGUAUCGAAGCCUGCGCCUGAAGUUCUUCAAGUUUCAUGGCCUGUCCUCUCUAUGCAAUGUGGCUUGUGUGAUCUGUACUGGUGUGAAUCUGGCAUGUAUAGCACUGCAUCUGGACAGCCUGUAAGCCUGCUUCUUUUCUCUGCUCACAUCUUUCCCAUUUCUGCUGCAUGAUUCAUUUUCUAAGGCAGAAAAACUAUGAGCUUUUUCCUGAAGCACUAAUUACAGCCUGUAUUUUGGACUAUA
Molecule: messenger RNA, 951 nt
Organism: Varanus komodoensis (Komodo dragon)
Lineage: Eukaryota; Metazoa; Chordata; Lepidosauria; Squamata; Varanidae
Gene: TMEM205
Product: transmembrane protein 205
Exons: 4
Coding region: 266-832 (188 amino acids)
Source: RefSeq, a predicted model, not a curated record